Messenger RNA from Drosophila ficusphila, 792 nucleotides. RefSeq lists its product as uncharacterized. The record is from RefSeq and is a predicted model, not a curated record. NCBI's taxonomy places the organism in Eukaryota, Metazoa, Arthropoda, Insecta, Diptera, Drosophilidae. The transcript has 2 exons. Bases 136 to 672 code for a protein of 178 amino acids.
GCAAAGCAAACCCUGAAAUUAAACUCUGGUUAUCUAAAACAAAGUCAUAUUCUUUCAAAUUCAUUUAAUCGGCAACUUGGAAAUCAAAAAUCUUUGUUUUUACUUGAAAAAUUACCACUUUUGUCCACUGCAAGAAUGCUUCGUGUGAGAAAGGCCUUGAUGAUCGGAGGAGUACGAUCCUUUCGCCUGGGAAUGUCUUACCAGAAAACGAAAGGAUGUGAAAAGACAUCGGCAACUGUUCGCACCAGCACAUUGCCAAACGACCAACAAACUGAAUUACUUCCAGAGGAACCCGCAAAACCAGAAGAACUGAUGCAGCGCUUGGGUCCAAAACGCAAUGAAUUGGAGCAGCGUAAAAUAAGGAAGACCCAGUACGAAUCUCAUCUGAAAGAACUGCUCCACCAGAGGCCCAAGGAUGCUGAGAUGGCCAUUCAGUGUGUGCCGUUUGUUAAGACGGCCGGUGGCUCGGUGAAUCCCCUAAGGAACCGAUACGAUAGUCCAGAAGCUCUUCUGGAACAAGUCAGCGACCCCAAGGAACUGGCCAAGGAGCUGAUCAAGUUGGCCAGGGCACUGCACACGGAGCGGCAGAAGAACGAAAUCAUAAUGCAAAAUUUUCUCGAUCUAGAGGAGUCGAUGUUUGUUUUGAAAAAUCCGAAUGGAAAGCCCAAGUAAAAGCUUCACGGGAUUAUAUUUCCAAAAUCAGAAAGUGGCAGUCCUUUGGUUUAUGGAAAAUUUAGUGUGAAUCUGGAAUCUGUAUAGUUUUAUUUAAUAUAUAUACACUCUUUUGGCAAA